Molecule: messenger RNA, 7949 nt
Organism: Diaporthe batatas
Lineage: Eukaryota; Fungi; Ascomycota; Sordariomycetes; Diaporthales; Diaporthaceae
Exons: 2
Coding region: 1565-4516 (983 amino acids)
Biological process (GO): regulation of transcription by RNA polymerase II
Cellular component (GO): nucleus
Molecular function (GO): RNA polymerase II cis-regulatory region sequence-specific DNA binding; DNA-binding transcription activator activity, RNA polymerase II-specific
Source: RefSeq, a predicted model, not a curated record
CUGCUGCUGCUGCUGCUGCUGCUGCUGCGUACUUCUACCUCUCUGCACCCCUCCCCCCUCCGACCCGGCUAAGCCUGACCUUUUCUGUCCUGCCUGUUUAUCUACCUGUCUUGCUGGCUGUUGCUGUUCUCCUCCGUACCUACCUAGGCCGCCUACCUAUAUCUGAGGACGGCUCCACCUUCCCGCCUGUCGGUAUUGGCCGGUCCUUCUAUCCUAUAUUUCGCGCCACGCUUCGUCCACCUUGAGAUUCCCACUUGCAAGCCCGACUUGGCUCGAACUACCUGGCUGGGCUUAUAUACCACUCACACAUCCACACACACUCUUGCACAGGCGCGCGCGCGUGCAGUACAUAUGGUGCCUUGCUUCCCGCCGCCUGCUCUCAUCCCUUCCAGCUCCCCCUCUGGCUUCAUUUGGUCUUGCCAUUUUCUUUCGGGCCUUUUUUUUUUUGCGAAGAGCCAGCCUGCCUGUUCGAACCUUUUCCCUCCUGGCCAACCUACCCUUGUCCGGCCUGCGCCCAACCUGGUGCCCUGCCCUUCCCUGCCCUGGCCCUGUUAGUCUGGCGCAUCUUCUCUCUGCGUCCUCCUGCCUUUUCCACCUCUUCUGUCUCCUGCUCCCACACCUGCACCGGAUCUGUCUCUACACUUGCAUUUGUAUCGACGGCCGCAUCCACGCGCGUCUGUGCCCUUCCCUCGCGCCUCCGCGCCGCAGGCCUGCGAAUACUUUGUCCCCAGUACCGAGGACUUCGAUUGGGAACCUGCCUGCCACCCAACGCUCGCUCGCUCGCUCGCUCGAUCAAUCAUUCAAUCAAUCAAUCAAUCACCAACCAGCUCGCUCGCUUGAUUGCUUGCUCCCUCAGUCCAAGCUUACGGGCGCUGUCUCUCGUUUUUAUCGCACACCCGCGACCCGCAGGCAAAGACAACUCCCGAGAAGGAACAACACGAAGGGGGAACCCCUUGCAAGGAAAAGAAGAAAACCAGAAGAAGAGAGUUGUCAACCUGUCCAGGCUCACCGUCGCCGACCGCCUCAGUCACCUUCAACAAGACGUGCUUGCUUGCUGGUUUUAUUCGACCCCGUGCAGAGUGGACUGCAAUACAAGGCACACCCGCAGCUCAAGUACUCCAGAGGUCCGAGGCCAAGGUCAUCGACCGGAGACCAGCACGACACUACUGAGGCUCACCAACUGCGAUCAAGUCCACCCGGCCAGGCUCGAAUGCGAUUCGACCCAACGGCUCGUUCCAAGCUAAGGGGCGCAUGACCCUUCACCAUACCUCUCACAUCACUCAGUCCUGCUUAACGCGCGACCCCGCGUGCUCUAUGAAGUCGCAGCCUCGCCAUCUCCCCAGGCAGCCUUCCCCACACGAGACCGAGACACUACCGUCACCGCCACCAUUACCACCUGGCCGCCUCUCUUCCCAGCCUCCUUGGUCUGAAUCUGCAACCUGUUUAGCGGUCCCGCUGAUCCUGCCAUUGCGAUUUCCUCUCCGCGAUCCCCAUCCGCGAUAGCCCACCUACGCUUUAGCUGGGAACCAUCCCUGGCACCGCGUCGACCGUGGUCACAAGCCAAAUGUUCCGUCAACGGACAAGCUCACAAAAACCGGGCGACGACCUGAUCGCCAACUUCAGGCAGCAUUUCCCUGAGGUGGCAGCAGGCUCGUCUGCCGCCCCCUCGUCAUCCCAGACAACUACAGCCGGAGUUCCAGGAGCCGCACAUAAUGCGCAAGACAGGUACGUGUGUUCGGGGCCUCUACGUGUUAUGCUUGUUUGGUUUUGCAUGGUGUGGAUACAUGUGCGCGCCCGCGCGCCCGAGAAGGGGAGUGAGAGAAAGCAUUUCUCCUGUUGGAGCUAUAUAAUGCACGGGGUGCAGGCCGACGAGAAAGGAGCAAUUACUUUCUUAACGACCUCAGCGAUCAUCUCACGUUACGCCGGGCCCGGCUUGGCAAGAUUUCUCCAAAUCUCUCAGUGUGUUGCCGCGGGAUUGCGAGGAAGGCGGGGUACAGGCGGGCGCAGCACCUCAGUUGUCGAGGCUCCUGUGGCUCUUGGGGAUUUGGGGGAAUCGGGGCUUCCGAGUCGUGCCCUGAGGGGCAUCUUGGACCACCUAAACCCAGCCUUUUUGGUCCUCUUGUUUCUGUUUUGUCACGGGUUUAGCCUUCGUGCACACUUUUCUGUCGUCCCUGGAUUGCUGUGGACAGUCGUGUGGACCAGACUUCGACUUACUGACUGCCAACUUUGUCUUUAUAGAUCGCACGGUUUGGGUCAUGAUGCCUUCCAUGACCAGGAUCCCACCCCCAGGGCCUCCAAUGAGCCCUGGAGGUUCACGCCGUCACUGAUGGAUCCCAACUCAUUCGCCUUCGCCAGCUUCGCCAACGCCCCGCCAGGCUACUAUACUCCAACGCCUGGCGGCACGAACACUCUGUAUCAUCCCCAGGCCGGCGACCUGCACACCCCUACCCUAUUUGGCAUGGGCCUGGGCACACCGCUUUCGAUGCCCACGACAGAAGCUGCCAUGCAGUCUGGCCCCGCCCCGGUCCCAGGUCCUAAUCCUGGUCCUGCGAUGAUGGAUAUCUCUGGCUUCCAUCACGGCCCUACGAACCUGCAUGCGGCCCAGUUCCACCAGCAACCGCAAUUCAACCCGUUCGUCCAGCCUCACCCACAGCAGCAGUCCUUCGCGCCCUCGACUUUUGUCCACCAAGACACUGGAUACGAGACGAUGGACCAGGAUGGCUCCCCCAUGGGUUCUGACCAAGGUGACGAGCGCAUGGGUUCAAUUGAUAGCGCCUUCCAUGGCCAGUCACCUAUGAUGGGCUUCCAGACCAGGCAGCAGUAUGGCAUGUCCAUGCCCAUGCCCAUGCACCCUUCGGCUGAGAAAUACCGGUUCCACGUCACCCUCAACGCGCCGACCGCAAUGAUUAAGCACGCAGAUGAGAUUCCGGUCACCUACCUCAACAAGGGUCAGGCUUACUCUCUGUCCAUAGUGGACACACGGCCCACCCUACCUAUCGCACCAGGGACUCGCCUCAGGACCUUUGUCCGUGUUUCGUUCGAGGAUGAGCAACAGCGCCAAAAGCCUGGGGUGUGUUGGAGCCUGUGGAAAGAGGGCCGGGGCACGAAUGAGGCCCACCAGCGUGGUGGGAAACUGCAGGCCGUUGAGUACGUCGAGGCCGGCCAGCCAGCGGAGGGGGACGACAAGCGCACGAGGGUGGAGCUGGAAAGCGCUUCAUUUGAUGGCUUCUCUGUGAUUUGGACACCUGGCAUAAAUGGUGCCGUCGAGUGUAAUGUCGCCGUACGCUUCAAUUUCCUCUCCACCGACUUCAGCCACUCGAAGGGUGUCAAGGGCAUACCAGUGCGGCUCUGCGCAAAAACUAGCACCUUGGAAUCCGAGGGUCAACCUUCAACCGACACCACCCCGGAGAUUUGCUACUGCAAGGUCAAACUCUUCCGCGACCAUGGCGCUGAGCGAAAGCUGUCCAAUGAUGUCGCUCACGUCAAGAAGACGAUCGACAAGCUCAAACAACAAAUCGCGCAAGCCGAGAGCGGCCUCAAGGACUUUGGCAAGCGCAAGCGGGCUGGAGGGUCACAGAUGAAGGGCACCGACGGCAGCCAGAGGCCUGGCAAGGUCCAGAAGCACAAGCGCACUUGGUCAAUGUCGUCAGCCAGCUCGGCUGGCGGCGGCGGCGGCAGCGCUCGGAACGCGCUCGAGGACGAUCUUCACUUCAAGCUGCAGACCUUGCAAGAUAUGUUUACGAGCACCCGGCCGGUGAGCGUUCUCUACCUGAAGGGCGACGACCUCGAUGACCCGGACGCGCAUCCAGUGUCGCUGCCGGGCGAUGCUUCCCUCGACCUGGUCAAGGUCGAGUCCCGGGACAGCACCGCCUGGAGAGACCGCAGCACGCACAGCUCCGUAACGGGGUCGCUUGUCUCGCCGUCUCCUAGCUCACUAUCGCUGCACUCGGCAGCGUCUGUCACCGUGCCGGGCGUGCCAUGGCAGGAACGUGCGGCUGUGGGGUCCGACCCGUCGUCGCGACAGGGUUCCCUCCAGCCCACCCGGGUCCCGAAGUCAGCGGACGCGGGAGGCCUUAGCGGUUGGAUCGAGGCGUUGGGUGUUGAUCCAUCCUACCGGCCACCGCCCGAGCGAUCGGCCAAGCCGAUCGCGUGCUUCUACGUGCUAAAGAAGAACGGUGCCGAAAGUGACGCGCGCGAGUACCACAGGGCCAUCUACCUGAUGCAGCGCACGCUGGCCGAAUUUGUAGCACGGAUCGCGUCGAAAUGGAACAUUGACGUCAAGCGAGUAUCCCGGGUCGUGCAUACCCUGCAGAGCGGGCUGGAGGUCGAAAUGGAUGACGACGUCAUCAAAGAGCUCUCAGAGGGGCAGGACAUGAUCCUGGACAUUAUCGAGCAGAAACAGCCAGUCAAACGCGAGUGGGAAAUGUCACUGGACGACGCUCCCGGAGAAGAAGACGACGCUUCAGGGACACAAACACUUCAACAACCUAAUUACGAGUUCCGGCUUGCCUUCUGAAACACGACUUCUGGGAGCGGAGAGGUCGGGGAGGGGAGUGGAGGAUAAAGAGAGGACUUUUUUCUGUGGUUUUCAUGGGGCCAAGAGGCACCUAGACUCUUGGGCCUUGUAAUCAUUAGCAGGUCGGCUCCUCAAAAAGAGUGCAUCAGCGAACACGAACACGGCCACAACUAACUAUACAUUGGGUUGGGUGAAGAUGUGUUUUUACGGCGUUGGCAAAACACUUCUCGAGAUACCAAGCCCCUCAUAAGGGGGGCAGUUUUUUGUUGUUCUUCUUGGGAUGCGCUUCCCCCGGCUCAGUAAUCUGGCGCGAACAUUUACAUCAUUUUUGUCCACGGGUGUGGUAUGCCGGUGUUGCAGCCCGCGUGUGAGGAUCAAUUAUUGGGGUAGGGGUAAGGACAAGGACGGGAUGCGUGGUGGACCAUCAUAGGCGCACAUAGGUUGGAAAUAUUCUGGCCGAGAAAGACCAGACCAAUAUAGGAGCGAUGAAGUUGGUGUCAUGGUAGUAGCUGAGCCCACACAGGAUCGUGAAACCUGUCCAUGCCACCCGGUAGAUUGGAUUUGGGUGCUGCACACAAGGGCGAGGAGCUCUCGCCCCCCCCCCCCCGGCCGGCCUCCCCUCGGCGUAACGCUCUUCAAGAUGCCGGGAGCUGCCCGGGGAAGGGUGAGAGUGACUGAAUGAAUGAUGCCUGGCUGCAGCAGGUGUUGAUUGUGGUACAAGGGGCAGAUAGAUGGUGGCGCCCAAAGGGUAUGCUCAUCUCCGGCAACGCCAUGUCGUCUCGUCAGGUGCAGCCGUUGUUCCUGGCGGCAUACCUCAAUCUGCACCUCAGGGGGGCUAUAAUGUUGUGGACUGUACAUCUUAUCCACCGUGGGCCAGAGUCACAGGUCUGGCGCGUGGUGCAACUCGGUUGUGCUGACGGGCUGCUGAUUCAACCAGAGCCCUGGUUAUUCACUCACGGGUUGACGCAUACCAGUCUACCCAAGUACCUAGAUAUGUACUUGAGUACUUAGGAACGCCAUCUUAGUGCCCACAACUGGCUACUACACAGUACUACUACCUAUUACUGCCAUCACCACCACCAGUGCCACCAUUUGCUUGUGCACUGCCGGGGCACAUGUAGUCCUUUCUUCCUUGAGUGGCGCCAUCAACGGCCAUCGGGACCUAAGGAAGAAACAGACAGCGAGGAGGGGGCUGUCUACAUUCUCUGGCCUUGAAGUGUACACAAGCAACAGAUCUCUCACCUCUAUCACCUCUCUCGCGCUCUGCACUCUACACUCUCACACUCUACACCUACACACACGCACGCGCGCACACACAAACCUAGAUAGAGACAAAGGUUGAGAGCGAGCUGAUCAACCUACACAGUACCUCCCCGGGGCGGGGUUGCCAUUCUCGCUCGGAGAUUCCAUGCCGGGCGGACGGACUAUUUGAAGUUUGAUGAGGCCGGGCGGACCAGCCUAGCCAAGAUGGCUGGAUGCCUGCUCUGGGCCGUGUGCGAGUGGUGAUUGGGAGGAAAGCCACGAGGCGCUAGGCACGGGUAAUUUCGCCUGUCAGUCUCCUUAUUUCAUUCUAGGGUGGUGUUUUAGUGGCCCAGCAGCCCCGGGCGCUGGACUGACAGACUGACUGAUGUCGUCGGCGCGGCAGCGUGAAACUAGACUAAUAUAGCUGCACACCGUCACCGGCUGUCACGACUGACCGGGGUAAGCCGGCCGGCGGGUGUUCCUGACGAUGCUAAAGUGCACUGAAAGGUGACCUAUAAAAUAAGCUCAUAUAUGGUGCGUGUUGCUUGCAGGACAGGGCUGUCGGACGAGACGCUUUGGGACAAAGUCCCGCGCCAAGUUGAGGCCAGGUCGCUGUGAUGGCCCGCCGUACUGUGAGAUACAAGGUUGCGGCCGUCCCUGGGGAUCCUUGCGAGCAAUGUUGUGAAGCAGACACCCAACACUCAGACACAUUGACGUUUAUGUGAGCCCCCAACCGCCACCCGCAGGCAACAAACAGUGGAGUGCUUGAAGGUCGGCACUGCUUGUCUCUCGGUUCGUCGGCACAGAGUAGCAUCGAUGGGCCAGGGCGGCAAGGCGGAUGGACACGUCGGCCACGUACCAAUCACCUGCCCGAAGGGUCGCCCCAAAACGACAAACACCAGCCAGCAGCGCCUUUGCUCUCACGGACUGAGGCCGCCGGUCAUGGCCCGUCAUUUCGAACACCCGAGCUGCCGAGCAAACUGGCCACACGGCACUACGGAAGCGAAGCAACAGCGAGGACCGGCGCGUCUGGACCCGGACGGAUUGUGGGAAAGGAACGUGCAGAGGGCCUGGCAGUAUGACGGGCCUGCGGGCCAUGACGGGGUGACGUCGAAUGGCCGGUCAAGCCACAGUGAUCGACACUCUGGGCUCCCGUCCCCAGAUGUGGCGAAGGUUGCGCGUCCAGGGAAAAGGAUCUGGCUGCCAUGCUGCCAUGGUCGGUCGGUUGAUAUCUGUAUGGCUCUCGCGUGGCCACACACCGCCAGCGACUGGGCGACCGGGUGACAAGGUGAGUGAGACAGGACCCCCAAUGACGGCCCGUCGACGUGGACGUGUGUUUGGGGGACUCGCAAAGCUCACGUGUGGCAGACUAGACUGCUGGGAGACUGCUGGGUACUCGGUACUCGGUACAUGGCAGCACCGGGUGCGGGCACUCGCCACACUCGCUCUGGACCACCAGUGGCUUGCACCCAGACAGCCAGACAGCCAGACAGCCAGACAGCCCAGAUUGGAGGGGGCGUGUAGGGCAGCGGGUCAAGGAGAGGCUCGAGAGGGUGCGAGCGCAGUGAACCGACAGGAUCGCCCUGAUCGCCCUCAACCACAGGCCGCGAACCGGUGGUAGCAGCAGAUUGGCGGCAGACGGGCAGACGGCUGGACGGGUCUGCUGGUACGCCAGUUGGCCAGCUAGCUUGCCUGCUUGCUAGCAGGCCAGCCAGUCACGCUUCAGGCCCCCCCGGCUCCCGUCACGUCGGGGCAGCAUGACGCUCCCAGAUGUGGGUGGCCGUCUGCCGAUCAGAGGAGGCACAUGGGCCCGGCCGAGGGCAGCAGGACCGGGGGCAGCAGCACCGGGGGGCCCUCAGCCACAGCAAGCAUCGAGCAUGCCACAGACAGGUACUUGGAUCCCUCGUACCCGACCAGCCAGGCCAGCCCGACGUGCCAGGUGCUCAGGGUUGUCAGGCUGCCUGGCUGCUCGACGCAAGGCCGUGGCAGCGUGGGCGUGGGACGACAUGUCUUGGCGUCACCAGCCACACUUGUGGUCUCCUCGUUGGGGAUCGUCAGUACUAGGCGAAAUACGGAGUACAGCUCUGUCCAUCUGCAUCUGCAGCCGCGCAGCCCAUGCCGAAGCCUAUGCUGCAUGUUUCAGCUGCCCAUGCCGUGGCCUUGUCCUCUCCGGUCGUGCAGAUACGCUGCC